Messenger RNA from Meloidogyne enterolobii, 834 nucleotides. Lineage: Eukaryota; Metazoa; Nematoda; Chromadorea; Rhabditida; Meloidogynidae. The record is from the annotation of a GenBank genome assembly.
AUGGCAAUUCUCUGUUUUUUACUUUCAAUUAUUUUAUUUAUUGGUUAUUUAGUAGAGCACACAAUAAAUAUAUUUAUUUUGAGUGGAGCAUCAUCAUCUUUACUUUUAGCUGUAUUAUAUGGUUUAAAUAUAUUAUUAAAUGUUCGUAGUCUGCAAAUUGGGAAAGUUAAUUUUGUGACAGAAAAAAAUUUAAAUCAACAAUCCCUCUCUCCAAGAAUAUCAACAACUUGGGCAGAAGCUCAAAGUCCACAACCGCCCUCAACUACUAUAUUACCUCCAAUGUCUAGCAAUAAUAAUGUAAUAUUUGAAAGAACUUCAAGAGAAGAAGAAAAUUGGAGAGAAAUUCCAAUUAAAAAAACAUAUCCGGUUUCUGAAGAACAAAUUAUUGAAGAAGAAGAUUGCCUUAGAGUAGAACAACGACAACGUACUCCAUCUGGCGAAAAUGUUGCUAUGAUUUUUGGAAGGAAUAAAAGUUAUAGACAAAAAGAGACGUGUGAAAAUGGAGAACAAUUAAAUAAUUAUGGAAGAGCUUCAACAACUACAAGUCCAAUUUAUACUGAAGAUAUUGAAGGAGAAGAAUAUUCUCGUCCGUAUAAAGGAUUAAAAAGAGAAAAUAAUUUUUUGGAAGGAAGACUUCCAAAAAAUUAUUUAACCGAGGAAAAUGAAAAUAAAAUCAAGCAACCCCCUAUUAGACGUAGGAGACGAUAUCAGACAUCCUCUUCCUCCAAAAAUUUUGAAGGAAGAGAAGAAAGUCCAUCAGCUUCAAUAACUAUUGAAAGAGGUGUUUUCCUAUUUAAAAUUUUUAGAUUUAUCGUCUCACUAACUAUUAAGUAG